GUCAUUACGUUCCGCACAGAGGCUAUGGCGCUUCUUCCUGACUGGAUGAUAACGCUGGUUGCCACCGUAUCCUUCUUCUGUAUAUUCUGCAUAUGUGUUCGCUACAGACGCACAGGACAAGUGUUUUGGAGGAAAGUGUUGACCAAAAUAAUGGCCCGCACGGAGAAGCCGUUGUUCCGAAUCGCGUACACACUCUACACCAGGACCAGAUUGGGCUACAUGUACUACAAGAGGCAAAUGAGGAAAGCCCGAGAACAUUACCCAGCUGGACAUUCCACAGCUCAUCCCAUGGAGUUCAAUGGUAUCAAAAUAAUUCCCAUCUCGGUACUGUCUGACAACUACAGCUAUCUUGUAAUUGACACGGCUUCCAGUGUUGCAGUUGCUGUAGACCCUGCAGACCCUCAAACAGUUCAGGCAGUCCUCGAGGAAGAAGGAGUGACGUUAGAAGCAAUUCUCUGUACACACAAGCAUUGGGAUCACAGUGGGGGAAACAAAGGGUUGAAAAGGCUUCACAGUUCAUGCAGAGUUUAUGGAAAUGCAGCUGACAACAUUCCUGGCCUCACGCACCCUCUCUCACACAAGGACUCGGUAACAGUUGGCCAUAUGCAUUUUAAGGCCCUCUUCACUCCUGGACACACAGUGGGCCACAUGAUCUACCUCUUAGAUGGCCGGGGGGUUGGCGCCCCUUCCAGCCUCUUCUCUGGUGACCUGGUGUUCCUCUCAGGAUGUGGGAGGAUGUUUGAAGGCAGUGCCACAACAAUGCUGUCAUCUCUGGAUACAGUCGCCUCCUUGAGUGAUGAUACUUUAUUAUGGCCAGGUCAUGAGUAUGCAGAGGACAACCUGCUGUUUGCUGCUGAGGUUGAGCCACGCAACGCUGCCAGGGAAAACAAAUAUCAGUGGGUGCUGCACCAGCGAGGCCAGAAGCUGUGCACGAGUCCCUCCACUAUCGGAGACGAGAGGCAGUACAAUCCUUUCCUGCGCAGCCACUCUGCGGAUCUUCAUCUGGCCCUGGGCCUCCAGCAGUACCAGGACGAGGACUGGACUCAGUUCAGGGCUCGGGUGCUGGAGGAGCUGCGAAAACGCAAAGACCACUACAACAGGAGAUAGAAGUGGUAACACUAAGACCAGAAGUUGGCUGAACACCGACGAACAGAGGAGGGUGCUCACCUGAACUGGAAGUGGUACUAAAACAGCAAACUGCAGUUGUAAAGUAACGAUGAGCGCAGCUCUGAGGUACUGUAUUAAAGGCCACGGCUGUUCAAAGAAACCAGUUUUGUAAAUUUAAAGGGGCAUUGAAUAAUUUAUGACUUUUAUCAACAUGUAUCAGAACCACUAGUCACAACUUCAUUACUGCAUGAUAUUAAUCACAAAGCCUCUGACCUCUUCAUAUACUGUAUAUUAUGCAAAAAAAAGUUUUGUUUAUAAACAGAACAAUGUGGCCUCUUUAACAGAGAGACAUAAACUGUAAAAUUUACUAGUAGGUGCAACCAGAUUUCUGAUUCUGGUGUGUGAAACACAGGUUGCUGACUAGUGUGCACACUACAUGGGUUAAUUUAGCAUGUUAGGUACUGUGUUUUUUUUAUUGCACAACCUGGUUUAUUUUUAAGGCAAGUGAUAGGCUGCAUUGUUUUAGAAGCCAUGAAGAUCUUUGGUACGUUGGCUCUUAUUUGGUAUGCUGGUUUCACAUUUACCGUGCUGCUGAAGAGUCAUUAACCUCGCUGUGGAAGUUGAGAUUUUUGGACUUGAGUAUUUGAUUGUGAAAGAUAGAUUUUGUUAUUAUUUUCAACUGUAAUGGUACCAUUCAUUUACAAAAUUACACACACACACUCUUUCUGUUGUUACUUUGUGUUAAAGUCAGCACAAUGUAUGGAAAAAAUAUUUUCACAUAAAUCUUUGUUUGCUGAAUCCAACACCCAAUUCAGUUUUACCUUAAAAGAUGCAUGUGAUUGUACAGUGCCCCCCCCCCCAGUUUUAGUGGUUACUCUACACGAACAUGAACAGCAACGUAUGUGAAAGACUGGACUAGUAGUAGUACUUUGGAACCUAUGAAACGUGACUGAAAUUCUGUUGAGGAGAUUCUUUCCUAUGGUAGCCUAUACAAUUACCCAUAACUGCCAACAGUUAUAAUGAAGAUUAUUAAACACACAGGGUGGGGUUGAACCAAGUAAUAUGUAGGCAUACACUAUGAUUUGCAAUCACUUUGACUUUAGUUUAAAAUGUGUAUUGUGAAAGAUCUUUAAUUUUCUUUCUAUGUUUCUAUUGUAUGAGAAUAUAAUGUGACGUUGACUGUGGCAUCAUAGUCUGCAAGGAAUGUUUUUAUAGCCAAUUUAAAGCAAAUUUGUACAUAUUUUUUUAAUAUAUUGGAAGAUUUGUUAUACUGUGACAAGUCAAUGGAUGAACGUUAUUCCAGUAUAAUAAAAACAGUCUUCUUCCCAUGCA
Molecule: messenger RNA, 2439 nt
Organism: Micropterus salmoides (largemouth bass)
Lineage: Eukaryota; Metazoa; Chordata; Actinopteri; Centrarchiformes; Centrarchidae
Gene: pnkd
Product: PNKD metallo-beta-lactamase domain containing
Exons: 9
Coding region: 25-1107 (360 amino acids)
Cellular component (GO): mitochondrion
Molecular function (GO): hydroxyacylglutathione hydrolase activity
Source: RefSeq, a predicted model, not a curated record